Molecule: messenger RNA, 828 nt
Organism: Cavia porcellus (domestic guinea pig)
Lineage: Eukaryota; Metazoa; Chordata; Mammalia; Rodentia; Caviidae
Gene: Eif3k
Product: eukaryotic translation initiation factor 3 subunit K
Exons: 8
Coding region: 122-790 (222 amino acids)
Biological process (GO): regulation of translational initiation
Cellular component (GO): cytoplasm; eukaryotic translation initiation factor 3 complex
Molecular function (GO): translation initiation factor activity; ribosome binding
Source: RefSeq, a predicted model, not a curated record
CGUAUUUCCGCUUCCUACUCUUUUUUUUUUUUUCUUCUUCUUCUUCUUCUUCCGGUCCUCGAGGACGGCGGGCCUGGCUGGUGUUCUGCUCUAGCAGUGGUCGUGGAAGGAGGCAGUAGUCAUGGCGAUGUUUGAGCAGAUGAGAGCGAACGUGGGCAAGUUGCUCAAGGGUAUCGACAGGUACAAUCCUGAGAACUUGGCCACCCUGGAGCGCUAUGUGGAGACCCAAGCCAAGGAGAAUGCCUAUGAUCUGGAAGCCAACCUGGCUGUCCUGAAGUUGUAUCAGUUCAACCCAGCCUUCUUUCAGACCACAGUCACUGCUCAGAUCCUGCUGAAGGCCCUCACCAACCUGCCCCACACAGACUUCACCCUGUGCAAGUGCAUGAUCGACCAGGCGCAUUCUUUUGUGGCUGGUCCAGAUGAGCCGCAGCUUUUUUCCAGUCAUUUGAUAGACUCAGCAGUCUCCCACACGUGCCUGGCAAAGCAGCAAGCCCUGGAUGAAAAUCUGGACCUCCUGGAAGGUAUAACUGGCUUUGAAGACUCCGUCCGAAAAUUUAUCUGCCAUGUUGUGGGGAUCACGUACCAGCACAUAGACCGCUGGCUGCUGGCUGAGAUGCUCGGGGAUCUGUCAGACAGCCAGCUGAAGGUGUGGAUGAGCAAAUACGGCUGGAGUGCAGAUGAGUCGGGGCAGAUCUUUAUCUGCAGUCAGGAGGAGAGCAUUAAGCCCAAGAACAUUGUGGAGAAGAUUGACUUUGACAGUGUGUCCAGCAUCAUGGCCUCCUCCCAGUAGCUGCAGACCUUCAAUAAAGACUUGUUGGCUCAGUUCCA